This is a messenger RNA of Penicillium olsonii, 993 nucleotides long. The record is from the annotation of a GenBank genome assembly. NCBI's taxonomy places the organism in Eukaryota, Fungi, Ascomycota, Eurotiomycetes, Eurotiales, Aspergillaceae.
AUGACGACGCCACAGAACCCCCCGGCCAAGCGCCUCAAGCGCGAGGAAUAUCGUCGCGAACUCCAGGCGCAACAGGAGUCCACCGACGAUGGCUCCGUGAUUAAGAUGCCGCAGAAGAAAUUCUUCCGCCAACGUGCGCAUGCGAAUCCCUUCUCCGACCACCGACUGGAAUACCCUAUAAGCCCCGCGCACAUGGACUGGUCCUCCCACUACCCUGCCUUCGUGGACCCGGAUCCCACCAAGACAAAUCUCAGCGGCGCGCGCAAGCUGACCAAGGAUGUCGAGGUCGUGGAUAUCGGCUGCGGCUUCGGUGGAUUGAUGGUUGGUCUUGCGCCAUUGCUGCCAGAUACUUUGAUGGUCGGCAUGGAAAUCCGCACCUCAGUUUUGGAAUACCUCAGCUCGCGCAUCCACGCACUCCGCAGCCAACAACAGCGUCUGAAGAACCGAGCCGAAACAUCUACCGAACCGCAGCCGGAAGGCGAAGAAGCCCCCGUCAACGACGACGACGUCGGCACCACCAAGAUCUACCCUGGAAACUUCGAAAACAUCACUGCCAUCCGCAGCAACACCAUGAAAUUCCUUCCGAAUUUCUUUGCGCACCACCAACUCUCCAAGAUCUUUAUCUGUUUCCCGGACCCGCACUUCAAAGCCCGCAAACACAAGGCGCGCAUUGUCUCCGAGUCUCUGAACACGGAAUAUGCCUAUGUUCUGCGUCCCGGUGGCUUGCUGUACACCAUUACCGAUGUGGAAGAGUACCAUCAUUGGGUUCUGCGGCAUUUCCUACAUCAGCCCGAGGAGCAGCGGGAGGAUGGCACCAUUCCCGACAGCAGCAAGGAUCUCUUCGAGCGGUUGUCCGAUGAGGAACUUGAGGCCGAUCCUUGUGUGCGGGUGAUGAAGUACGAGACGGAGGAGUCGAAGAAGGUGACGCGCAACAACGGCAAGAAGUUUGUUGCUGUUUUCAGACGCAAGGCGGACCCAGAGUGGUCUACCUGA